Molecule: messenger RNA, 1120 nt
Organism: Rhagoletis zephyria (snowberry fruit fly)
Lineage: Eukaryota; Metazoa; Arthropoda; Insecta; Diptera; Tephritidae
Source: RefSeq, a predicted model, not a curated record
AUACAGCCAGUAGAAGCAAUGAUUUAGACCAAGUCUAACAAAUUUAUUACCCACUGUUACAAUAAAAGGUUCAACCAAAGGUAAUGGACUGGAACCAAAUAUUAAUUAAAGCUAGACAAAUUAGAGAGGAAUUUUUGAAAACACAUAAGUGCCUAAACAACGACAGGGAAAUAAAGACAGAGACACUUAAUAAACAUAUCAAUAACCUAGUCAGCACACUUGAAAAACUUAGAGUUUUUCUAAAUGUCAACUAUAAUAGACUUACACAAGGUCAUAAAGUAGCAGCUGAAACAUUCUUUCUUGACAUUAGGGAAAAACUCAUAACGGUAGCCUCAAGAAAAGGAAUUACAAUAGAUAUCCCAACGUCACUACACGAGGAAAUAUCAUUUACACCACUACAAGAAAUUAUACAAACUCCCACAAUGACACAGACAGUAGUAGAAUUUAUAAAUACAGCAACAAAGCUUAUACCUGAUUUUGAUGGCAAAUCAGAAAAUUUACGUUCAUUCCUUGACGCACUAACUCUGGUUGAUGCGAUAAAAGGCGAACAUGAGGCAAUAGCCAUUUCCUUAAUUAAGACUAAACUUAAAGGAAAUUCGAGAAAUUUGAUUGACAAUGAAAAUACAAUUGCGGAAAUCAGUACCAAACUACGCACCACCGUAAAAGGUGAGUCAGUAGAAGUAGUGACUGCAAAACUUAUGAAUAUAAGACAAAGUAGCAAAACUGCUACAAAUUACUGCAAUGAAAUAGAAACACUAACAAAAUCAUUAGAAAAUGCAUAUAUAAAUGACGGCAUAAACUUAAAUUUGGCAAGUAAAUAUGCGACACAAGCAGCCGUAAGGGCAAUAACUAAAAAUUGCACAUUAGAAAAAGUCAAACUUAUUAUGGAAGCAGGUCAGUUUACUGACAUGAAUGAAGUAAUAAGCAAAUUUGUUGGAAGUUGUACAGAAGCUACAGGCCAACAAAAUACCAUGCUAUAUCAAACGGGGUAAAUCUAUUAAAACAUAUAUACAAAUCAAUGAUUUGUUUGUUAAAGGGAAAUUUGACUUAGGUCAAUUUUUCUCUAGGCUCGAUGAUGUGGCCAAGCACAAAAUAUAAAAGUUGAGAAAACAAUGGCAAA